AUGAAUGCCUCAGCAAAUGUCGUGGAGCCCUUCGAACAAAAAAACACACCCCAAGUGGAAGGCUCAGUUGAUUCCUCCGAGUCCGCCUCGAAACUCCUGAUGCUUUGUGUUGCCUGUCUAGGACUAUUCACCAACACCCUAAUUGUCCUUGUUUUGUGUCACUUUCGUGGUUCCCGAACAGUCGGCGGUGGUGAGAGGUCAGCGAGGGUAAACCUACUGGGGCUGGCAAUUGCGGAUUUUUGCAUAUGUCUGUCUACCCUGCCACUUAUUUACUCCAAGCGGUCUUUUGAGAGUUUCGAUUUUCUGCUCUAUUACACUCUCUUCGGACCUGGUCUUGUCUCCACAUUUCUCACCGUCAGUGCUUGGAUGGUGGUGCUCGUGAGUCUGUUGCGUUACCUCGCCGUGUGUUGGCCCAUCCGCUCGCGGUUUUACCUUCGUUGCAGAAGCGUUGUCAACGCUAUCAUUGGGCUCUACUUUGCGGCAUUUGUUUUCAAUUUACCCCUCUUUCUGCGCUACACUUAUGAGGAAAAUGAAGAGGAUUGUAGCAGUGAUCUCUCAAUCGGCAACAGUUCAGUCUGUUCAAAUUCCAAGCGGAUGCUCCACAUAGUCGAUAGAACUUUCCCAUUGGCCGACCUUCUCAAGGACAUCUACAGUAUAGCUCAUAUAAUCUGCACGAACGUGGGACCCUUCGUGGCUGUCCUGGUAACCAAUAUCUCUGUUAUUAUUGCCUGCAGACGAAGUGAAGAUAUUCGUCUGCGUUUUGGAGCCCACCAGCAACCAGCAGUGCCAAGGCCAGCAGAGGAAUCUUCGAACAGCGGUGCACCUGGCAGACCUAAGCAGGGUUCUACCAGCUCUAAAAUUACAUCCCAUGCCUCCUCACAGACGCCGUCAAAUAAAAGACAACCAAAAAUUGUGAUAGUCAAGCACAAACAUCUUCGCCCGCGAGCACUGCAUCGGGUGACACCACUUCUGCUGGCAGUCAUCUUUGCCUUCCUUCUGCUCUCCACUCCAUUCGGUAUAGUCCAGUUUGUGUGUUUGAAACUCAUUAACAAUAUAGGCAUUCGCAUUAGAAAGGACAUCGACCUGCGGCGGCAGUAUGUUAUUUUAAACACCCUUUUAGAAUGGACCAAUUUCCUACAGGUUUUUGGGUGUGCCGUCAACUUUUUCCUCUACUUCAUGGUUUCACGAACAUUCCGGCGGACCACGCGACGCACCUUUACUCGUAUAUUCAACCGCUGUAGGCAGAAACACGGACUCAGUCAUUUAGCAGCCUACAUGUGCAGCAGCUGUUGCUGCGAAGAACCCAGAUCCUACAAAAAUGAAGCCUAUAUAGUUCGUGUGUAUUCACCGGUUGGUUAA
Messenger RNA from Dibothriocephalus latus, 1359 nucleotides. Lineage: Eukaryota; Metazoa; Platyhelminthes; Cestoda; Diphyllobothriidea; Diphyllobothriidae. The record is from the annotation of a GenBank genome assembly.